UAAGAACCUCCUCGUUCCCUAUUGCUCAAUUCUUCUUUCUUUCUUUCAUUCAAUCAUACAUUCAUUGAAACACAUAAAGAGUCCAUCCAUUCUCAUAUCACGCCAGUGAUAUCUCAACCUGCACUUAAGAAGUUCAUCAUCCCCACCAACAAACUGUCUCCGUCAAGCUACCCCUACUCCAACAUCACGGCAGCCAUGUCGCCUACCACGUUCAAAGACCAAUACACCACCUUCCUCUCCACCCUCAACAACUCCUACGACCUCUGCCAAAUAAUCCGCGCCACGCGCCGUUUCGGCUCCGCUCCAACACCCAACUUCGACGCCUUCCAAUCCUACACCCUCACCUCGAAGCAAAACCUCGCUUACACAUUCACAUCACUGCGCUCCGCAUGCGGCUCACGCUUCGAUCUCGGCGACACGAUCGCGCGAACGGAACUCGACCGCGCCGUGCGCAGCCUGCUCGCGAUCCAAUCCAAGCUCUCGGGCAUCGCCUACGGCCACGAAAGAACCGGGGGUUUCCAAUCCCUGCUCUACCAGCUGCAGACCCUGGAAGCGGAAGCGCUGUCCACGUUCUCGGGGCUGAAGUACCGCCUUGAGAUCACGCAGCAGCACAAGGAGGACCCGAAACCGAAAUCUAUUCUGAAGAAAAGCAGGACCGAUGAGGUGGUCAUCGGUAUCGCGAAACUCGACGCGUAUACGAGCCACAUGAAGAACUCGUGGGUCGAGACCGAGGUCGAUGGUGAGGUGUUCUAUGUCAAUGUGUUUGAUGGGAAGAAGAAGCAGUGGGAGAGGCCGAAGGACGCGUUUGUGAUGCUGUUACCGAGGAAUGAGAAGCCGAAGGCUCCGAAGCGGACGAGUACGUGGGAGAAGGAGUCUGAUUAUGGGUGGUGAAGGGAUCAUGGGUUGGGAAUGAUUUGAUGAAGAAAAAAAUGAUACCAUGGGAGGAUCUCAGCGUUGCUUUAUCGUAGAUACAGAAAACUGGAUAGAUAUCUGCUACUUGGCGUGCACGCGAGCGUUGUAUUUUUAUUACGUUGUCAGCUUGGCUGAUUAAUGCUUCCAAAGAGGAGACUCA
Messenger RNA from Hyaloscypha bicolor E, 1072 nucleotides. RefSeq lists its product as uncharacterized. The transcript is spliced from 2 exons. The coding region runs from base 196 to 891 and encodes 231 amino acids. Lineage: Eukaryota; Fungi; Ascomycota; Leotiomycetes; Helotiales; Hyaloscyphaceae. The record is from RefSeq and is a predicted model, not a curated record.